Messenger RNA from Linnemannia hyalina, 2409 nucleotides. The record is from the annotation of a GenBank genome assembly. NCBI's taxonomy places the organism in Eukaryota, Fungi, Mortierellomycota, Mortierellomycetes, Mortierellales, Mortierellaceae.
AUGUCACAGACGAGCAGCCGAGAACAUCAACAACAACAACAACAACAACAACAACAACAACAACAACAAAGACACAGCCAGUCAAGGACACGGACAAGAAGCAUAGGGGAAACAGAAACAGCAGCUGGCGCCAACGCAACCAAGAAGAAGAGAACAAAGUCUACUACCUCCACAAUCGCCAGCAGCAGCAGUCUCAAUAACAAUAGCGACGCCAUCGAGGGGACUUCACUCCUCGGCUCAGUGUGGAAUCUCUUUCGGGAUGUCAAAGAUCUCGCCUCAAAGGAAAUCGACAAGCUGCUCGAACACUUUCCCUACAAGAACACUACCAAAGUGAUUGUCACCACCAACCAGGACGAUCUACAGGAUCGGCUACUCUCUGCAAAGAAGCGCCAAGGAGUGUUGGUAGCAUCGCUCUCAACAACAUCUCUUCCUCGAAAGUCACUGCUCGGACAUGGUCCUUCUCAGAAACGCCGCGCAGACCUCAGGAAGCAGGUCAAUGAUGUUUCGUCCCGCAGGAUACCAGCAUCGACCGCAUCCGUCGUGUCGGGAGUGUCCACAGAGAGUCGCAGGGUGUUGUCGGUACGAUCCGGUUCAGCAUCGACAAUUUCGGAGACAGGAUCACGGAACACUACACGGCGGAAACAGCCUUUGGCCACACCUAGACCAACACCUACGCCCCCUCUGUUGAAGCGCGACUCGUCGAUCUCUGCAUCACUCUACCGGAGCACUCAGGAUACUGAAGCUGACUGGUCAUCCGCUGUUAGUCACCUGGACGAGGUCGAAUCUGAAUCUGGCGAGUCUAGGACCUAUGCUAGGAGCAGAGAGUCAAGCGCGACACCGCCUAUUACAACAAUGGCACGAGCAAUGUCUAUCUCGGGGCGCAAUCAGUCAUUACAGCGGUCUCGGCAAGGAGAGCAACCAGUCGGAUCCGAUAUUCGGAAAAAGAGUAUCAGUCAGUCAUCAAUACAACCAAGUCGGCACUCUUCCUCUCAAUCAGAGUCUGACUGUGUCAACGACGCACCAAAAAGUCAGCAACAACAACCACGGAAUCAACGUGACAAUGGCCCACAGACGGCCCUAUACCCCCAGUCUUCGACCAACAGUCCAAACAGGACACCUACUGAGAGCAGAGUUAAUACAAAAGUGGUUGACUCGCCACCCUCCGCUUUCACCGAUUCAAAGAAUAAUCCAUUCAUCGCCUCCUCAGGACGUAAUUCACCCACUCAAGAUACACGAACGCCGUCCCCUACUACGAACGUCGACAACGCCACACUCAGUGCACUGAUUGAACAAGUCAGCACCAUGAGAGAACAGGCAAGUUUGGCAUCAUUGAUGGCAGAAAAACAGGGUCAGUACAGAACACAUUCAGCGCCUACCUCCGUCAGCCCAGGAAUCCCACCACCACCACCUCCGCCACCACUAUUUCCAGGAACACCAUCGCCAAAGAUGCGGACUCCACCUGUCAAUGAAGCAACGCGUUCCAUGCAGAGAGUACUCAACGAGCUGAACUCUUCCAAAGUUCAUCUUCGAAAGACCGGGAGUCCAUUCCUCAGUCGGAUAUCAUCUGCGAUUGACAGCUCACCCAAUUCAAAAUUUUCCAGGGUUGUGUUCAAGUCACGUAUGGAUAUGGUGUCAGACAAGUACCCUGGCAGCAGUAUAACAGGGUCCACGGCCCCACUGUCAUUGGUCAACCAUUUGCGAGGUCCUAGCACCGGGACGAAUUUGGAAGAAUCGAUAUCGCAGCCGGUCGAAAAGCCCCCUGCGGAGACACCGGUGAAGCGGAGAGUUCAGCUCAUUUACCAGGAACCAGAGGAAGAAAAGGAGGAGGAGAGAGAGCUCAGCUGGCCUAGCCCUGGGACGGUCAGGCGCGCGGAUUCUCGAUUAGAGAUGGCAGCCAAGGAUCUCUCUCGGAAUAAGUCUGACAAGGAGCAGGCCGCGACCAUGUCUAGGAGCAGUGACGGGUUGACAACAAGAAGUACAGAUGAUCAGACAAGCAAAAAAGAGGGGCGACUGGACUCGACUACACCUACACCCAAGUCACAUCACCUCGUGGAAACCAAACGAAAGUGGGCGCCUCGCAUAAGCCAACCAUCGGAGACCGAACCCAGAGAGAUUGCUCAGACGAAGAGUAGCGUAAUCGCUGGUGCUGCUGAAUUGAGUUUGGGCAGAGGCGGGUCGCUGAUGGAUGGUGGUGGUGGUGUUUUCAGACGCGAACGCUCUGGUCCUCGGCUGGACGACAACAACAAGAGACCACGACCACCAUCUCGCCCUCGGAGUAUGGUUCUUUCUCGCUCGAUGACGGACCCUACGACCCUGCACUCUGCACCGACCAUGACGACUGCUGAGAAAGAAAAGGAGCGACAGUGGUUUAUGGAAUCGGACAUGGACAGCUGGAAGGUUGCCCAGUGA